Nipponia nippon (crested ibis) is the source of this 1366-nucleotide messenger RNA. The record is from RefSeq and is a predicted model, not a curated record. Lineage: Eukaryota; Metazoa; Chordata; Aves; Pelecaniformes; Threskiornithidae.
AUGUCUGCGACCAACCUCUCGCCCUGCAAACGUGAGGACUCAGCCCCGCGCUGUGGAGACGGGCUGGGUGUGCUUCAUGAGAGGACAAUGGGUUUCUUGAGGAUGGCCGGGCCGCACCCCGCAGCUAGAAAAGAGGCGACGGCCGGACUGAUGGUGAGGCCGACAGCUUGGUCCGUCCACAAGGGCCGCUGCGGGACACGUCCCUUCGGCCGAGGCCCUGCACGGCGGCCAGAUGUUGCAAGAGCAAUUGAGUUACUGGAGAAACUGCAAGAAUCUGGAGAAGUACCAGUACACAAGCUACAGUCCCUAAAGAAGGUGCUGCAGAGUGAGUUUUGUACAGCUAUCAGAGAGGUGUAUCAAUACAUGCAUGAAACCAUAACUGUUAAUGGCUGCCCCGAAUUCCGAGCCAGGGCCACUGCAAAGGCAACAGUUGCUGCUUUUGCUGCAAGCGAAGGCCAUUCACACCCGCGAGUGGUGGAGCUGCCAAAGACUGAUGAAGGCCUGGGCUUUAAUGUCAUGGGAGGAAAGGAACAAAAUUCACCUAUUUAUAUUUCUCGCAUCAUUCCUGGAGGAGUGGCAGAAAGGCAUGGAGGGCUCAAACGGGGGGACCAGCUGCUUUCGGUUAAUGGAGUGAGUGUGGAAGGAGAACACCACGAGAAGGCGGUGGAGCUGCUGAAGGCGGCUAAGGACAGCGUCAAGCUGGUGGUACGCUACACUCCCAAGGUGCUGGAGGAGAUGGAGGCUCGCUUCGAAAAACUGAGAACAGCCCGGCGCCGGCAACAGCAGCAAUUGCUCAUCCAGCAGCAGCAACAGCAGCAAAAUACACAGCAAAACCAUAUGUCGUAGGUUAUUCUCAAGAAAAAAAAAGCCUCGAUCAAGAGUUCAGUAAUCAAGCAACCAGAGCUGUACUUCAGUAUUCCAGCAAAAGGAAACAACUACAGGAACACAAAACAGAAUUCAUCUGGAGAACGUGCAGUAUAAGAAUUAUGUAGUUAAGACAGUCAUAGGGAAGGUACCUUCAUGAUAAGGCUUUUCAGCACACCGCAGUCACAGAUACAUAGUACUUCUGUGACUCUAUUCCUAAUGAGAACAGCAUGAUAGGUAAACCCUAUGAAACAGAGAAGUCCAGGGCUUCCAAAUAAUUCUGUUUGAUCUAAUCUUGCACUCCUUAGUCUGACAAAUUGGUCUGUUGGCUUUCUCUAGUCACUGAAAGUUUUGUUUUAAGGAGAUCAAGAUUGGCUGCUUUUGGGGACAGAAUCUUUCUUUACAGUUGUCUCCAGAAAUGAACAACUACAUCAGUUCAAAAUUUUGCCACAGACAUCAAACUCAUACAUCACGCUUCAUAGCCACUUUGUACUAUAUAUUG